Molecule: messenger RNA, 2246 nt
Organism: Dunckerocampus dactyliophorus (ringed pipefish)
Lineage: Eukaryota; Metazoa; Chordata; Actinopteri; Syngnathiformes; Syngnathidae
Gene: pyroxd1
Product: pyridine nucleotide-disulphide oxidoreductase domain 1
Exons: 13
Coding region: 222-1727 (501 amino acids)
Molecular function (GO): oxidoreductase activity; flavin adenine dinucleotide binding
Source: RefSeq, a predicted model, not a curated record
ACACGGAAGUAAAUGUACAGCAGUGCUGCUACUCACAUGUAGCAAUAAUCAGCCACCUCUAGUUUGCCUACCAGUGACUUUAAUUUAGAUUUUAGUCUGCAUUUAUCUCUUACUAGUUCCUUAUUAUCAUACUGAAGAGAAAGAAGACAGAUAAUGUAAGCGUUUCCUGGCGCUGGGACAUCAUCCUUUCCCCGAUUGAGCUCCGUCAGCUUGGCUUUAUCAUGGCAGAUAAAACACAGAAAAGUUUCAAAUGUAUCAUCGUUGGAGGUGGCAUCGCGGGGGUGACAUGUGUUGAGCAGUUGUCAUGCAGAUUAUCGUCAGCUGACGUGGCUCUGAUUACCGCAGACGCCCACAUCAAGGCAGUGACCAACUACAAACAGGUGACCAAAGUUCUGGAAGAAUUUAAUGUGGAGGAACAAUCAUCCAGUGUGCUGGAGGAGAAAUUCCCCAACUUGACUGUCAUUCACUCUGCCGUCAAAGCACUGCACACACAAUCGCAUUUGGUGGAAACAGCUGAUGGACAGGUGUUUGCCUACGAGAAGCUGUGCAUCUGCAGCGGGGCCAGACCUAAGCUGCUAACUCAGGACAAGCAGUAUGUGCUGGGCAUACGGGACACGGACAGUGCCCAGGAGUUUCAGAAGCAGUUAUCUAAAGCCAGGAGAAUUGUUGUUGUCGGAAAUGGAGGGAUUGCCUUGGAGUUAGUGUAUGAGGUGGAAGGCUGUGAGGUGAUAUGGGCAGUGAAGGACAACGCCAUCGGAAACACCUUCUUCGAUGCGGGAGCUGCGCAAUUCCUCAUCCCGAUGCUGGAGGCCGACAAGCCAGAGAGAGACACUCCCUGCAAGAGGCCUCGCUACACCACACAGGAUGCAAAACCCGGAGCGGCCCAGACCUUCACAGCAGAUCGAAACACGCGAGGACGCAGCUGUGGUCCUACAGAGUCUGGCAGUGCGCUCGGUCCAGACUGGCAUGAGGGAAUUGUUCUCAAAGGAGCAGAGCGGGCGUCCCGGAGGGUUUCAGUGGAAUAUCAGUGUGAGGUGGAAAAGAUCUUCACCUCCGAGGAGAUGCUCAACUCCCCAUCACAAACAAACAGACCUGAUACUGAAGGAACAUGGCCGGUUUAUGUCCAGCUCACCAAUGGCAAGACUUAUGGGUGUGACUUUGUCGUCAGUGCCACAGGUGUCACGCCAAACACUGAGCCGUUUUUACAAGGCAACAAUUUUGCUCUAGCCGAUGAUGGUGGUCUCCAAGUGGAUGACCACAUGAUGACAUCGGAGCCUGAUGUUUAUGCUGCUGGAGAUGUGUGCACUGCAUGCUGGGAGCACAGCCCACUGUGGCAGCAGAUGCGAUUGUGGACGCAGGCUCGUCAGAUGGGCUGGUACGCCGGUCGCUGCAUGGCAGCACGUGUCCUAUCCGAAACGAUAGAGCUUGACUUCUGUUUUGAGCUCUUUUCCCACAUUACUACAUUCUUUAACUACAAGGUGGUCCUGCUUGGAAAGUUUAACGCACAGGGACUGGGGGCCGACCAUGAGCUGCUGAUACGAUGCACCAAAGGCCAGGAGUAUGUCAAGGUGGUUCUCAGAGGAGGGAGGAUGGUUGGAGCAGUGCUAAUCGGGGAAACGGACUUAGAGGAAACCUUUGAGAAUCUAAUCUUGAACCAGAUGGAUCUCACGCUGUAUGGGGAGGAGCUGCUCAACCCCAACAUUGAUAUAGAGGACUACUUUGACUGACUACUGAAGCUGCAAGACAGGACUUGCAUUUGUCAUUUUUAUUCAAUACUACAUUUUUUAGGCAUAAUAUGAGGAAUAAUUAGAAAUAUGAUCAUGAGUAGUAUCUGAAAAUCUAUUUUUCGAAGUUCAAAAACAGGCACACCACGAAUAAACAGAAUUUAUUUUAUGCAUGAAUGUAGGAUACAAUCCUCACCUCUCCAUGGAGCUUUAAAGAAACACUUUUUGUUGCCAGGAAGCUCACAUUUCAAUCCAAACAGCUCCUCCUGUGCCUCGGCAGGCCUUUCUAACAAUAGAGGUUAUUAAGAUAGCAAAGUGCUGCUAGGAUGUUUCUGUUUGAAAAAUGCAACAUACAAAAGCAAACUCAAUAUUAUAAAUCAAGUGGAGCGCCCACCUGUGUAUCUCCUGUUUUGUUCCCAUAUGUCCAACUUAGUGAUGACUCACUGAGCAUGCAAAACAAUCUACACACAUACGCUGUGACAACUGCGAAAGAGGAAAUGUAUAUGACUACAAGUCAGGAAG